Molecule: messenger RNA, 8067 nt
Organism: Pan troglodytes (chimpanzee)
Lineage: Eukaryota; Metazoa; Chordata; Mammalia; Primates; Hominidae
Product: L-lactate dehydrogenase A chain-like
Exons: 1
Coding region: 1893-2795 (300 amino acids)
Biological process (GO): lactate metabolic process; pyruvate metabolic process
Cellular component (GO): cytoplasm
Molecular function (GO): L-lactate dehydrogenase (NAD+) activity
Source: RefSeq, a predicted model, not a curated record
AUGUAAAUUCUUAAGACAAAACCUUCCUAUAGCCCAUGUGAUAAAUCUAUUUUCUGUUCCUAGUCUUAUGAAGGGCAUAUUACGAUGCUUUAGGGUACAUUUAUUUGUUGGACUUACCACAAUUCAUAAUUAAGUAUUUAGUUUUGUGAUUAUUUUUUAAUAUAGGAAAUGAACACAGCACAAGGCCAGUGGUAUGUUGUUUUUUUUUCUCAUUGCAUUUUCUUCAGUGAUGAAGCUGGUGCCUGAGGCAUUGUUGGAGGUUAAUCGAUACUUAUGGAAUGAGGGAAUGGAGUGUGGUAGAAGGAGUCUUAUUUUCUGAGGGAGGAGAUACGAGUUCUAUACUCAGAACCACUACUAAGUAGCUGUGAUUUCUAAGGCAAGUGACUUAGUCUCUUGGUCUUGGUUUACCCAUCUGUCAAAUAAGGAUUUCAUAUUUAAACACUUUUUCCCCCAGACAGUGUUACUUGGGAUCUUAGAGAUUCUAGGAGGUGUCCUGAAUUGCAGCAUGCAAAAAUCCAAGAGCUGGGGACACUUGGUCCUCUACCGCUACUUUCCAAACAAAGAGAACUACUUAUUUCUGUUUUAUGUGUUAGGAUACUAUCAAAAUGUUUAUUUACAAAAUGAUUUCAAUGCUUAAAAAAUAUUCAAAACCCAUAAUUUAAAUUGGAAAAUCUCUAAGUCUCCUUUUAGCAGCUAACUGCCUGGGCUUUCCUCAUCCCCAGAAUCUUCACUUUAUCCAGGGUUUUGAUAAAGUGUCACCUCCUCAGAGAGACCCUACUUGGCCAACAAAUCUCUUGGUAUAAUUUGUAUUUAUUACCUGGUAUUAUUCUCUAUUUUGUGUGGCAGGUGUUAGUGUAUAAAUCUUAUCUCCUCAACAGCACUGCAGGUUCUUUGGGAGUGAGGGCCACAUAAUGUAUAUCACUUUCUCCACCCUAAUCAGUACUUAACAUAAGGCCAGAAAUGUAAUGGAUAUUAGUAUUCAACCUAUUCAUUCACAAAUCUUUAGAGAACUACUCGUAAUGGUUAUCAUACAUUAGACACUUGACAUUUACAAGUCUCUCAAGAUACCAUUUAAUUUCUUCACCUUUAAAGUGGGGGAAAGAGUACUUUCUUCAAAUGUUCGUUUUGAAGAUUAAUGAAGAUCAUGCAUUAGAUGAGAAUAGCAAAGCUCUGGUGAGCUGUAGAUUUUGGGCUGGGGGUAAGGUUCACUCACUGUCUGAGUGAUUAGUGCUAUGUCUCUCCCCUACUCAAAACCCUUUAGUAGCUCCCUCUUGCCUCAAAGAUUGAACUAGACAUAUGUUAUGGUGCCUGACCAGCUUUCCUAUCCCUCUUCCCUGCUACCAUUUCUAAAAUCUUUUCCCACCCCAUGUGAUUCUGAUGUGUCCACAUCCAAAGCCCCCACUCCUUCCCCAGUUGUUCUUUUUUUUUUUUUUUUUUUUUUUUUUGCUAAAACUAUUAUGAAUGAUGACUCUCUUCUUUUUGGUUCACAAGUCAUAGAUAUGCAGGCCUACAUUGCUGCUAUUCUUCUUUCCCAUGAAAAAGCCUGUAUUGCACUAGGAGCAAAUAAGGUUAAUAUGCAAAGUAAUGUGGAGACAGAGCUUGCUGAUAGAGAGAGAAAGAACUGAUGCUAUUAUUUAAGUCCCUAGAUCCACUCAAGGUAGUAGGGUUGUUGUCAGGGUUAAAUGAGUUAAUAAUGGGAGUGCUGCAGCCACUGCCGCUGAUUCCGGAUCUCAUUGCCACACGCCCCGACGACCGCCUGAUGUGCAUUCCUGAUUCCUUUUGGUUCCAAGUCCAAUGUGGCAACUCUCAAGGAUCAGCUGCUUCAUAAUCUUCUAAAGGAAGAACAGACCGCCCAGAAUAAGAUUACAGUUGUUGGGGUUGGUGCUGUUGGCAUGGCCUGUGCCAUCAAUAUCUUAAUGAAGGACUUGGCAGAUGAACUUGAUCUUGUUGAUGUCAUCGAAGACAAAUUGAAGGGAGAGAUGAUGGAUCUCCAACAUGGCAGCCUUUUCCUUAGAACACCAAAGAUUGUCUCUGGCAAAGACUAUAAUGUAACUGCAAACUCCAAACUGGUAAUUAUCAUGGCUGGGACAUGUCAGCAAGAGGGAGAAAGCCGUCUAGAUUUGGUCCAGCAUAACGUGAACAUCUUUAAAUUCAUCAUUCUUAAUGUUGUAAAAUACAGCCCGAACUGCAAGUUGCUUAUUGUUUCAAAUCCAGUGGAUGUCUUGACCUACGUGGCUUGGAAGAUAAGUGGUUUUCCCAAAAACCGUGUUAUUGGAAGUGGUUGCAAUCUGGAUUCAGCCCAAUUCCGUUACCUGAUGGGGGAAAGGCUGGUAGUUCACCCAUUAAGCUGUCAUGGGUGGGUCCUUGGGGAACAUGGAGUUUCCAGGGCACCUGUAUGGAGUGGAAUGAAUGUUGCUGGUGUCUCCCUGAAGACUCCGCACCCAGAUUUAGAGACUGAUAAACAUAAGGAACAGUGGAAAGAGGCUCACAAACUGGUGGUUGAGAGUGCUUAUGAGGUGAUCAAACUCAAAGGCUACACAUCCUGGGCCAUUGGACUCUCUGUAGCAGAUUUGGCAGAGAGUACGAUGAAGAAUCUUAGGCAGGUGCACCCAGUUUUCACCAUGAUUAAGGGUCUCUAUGGAAUAAAAGAUGAUGUCUUCCUUCGGGUUCCUUGCAUUUUGGGACAGAAUGGAAUCUCAGACCUUGUGAAGGUGACUCUAACUCCUGAGGAAGAGGCCUGUUUGAAGAAGAGUGCAGAUACACUUUGGGGGAUCCAAAAAGAGCUGCAAUUUUAAAGUCUUCUGAUGUCAUAUCAUUUUACUGUCUAGGCUACAACAGGAUUCUAGUUGGAGGUUGUACAUGCUGUCCUUUUUAUCUGAUCUGUGAUUAAAGCAGUCAUAUUUUAAGAUGGACUGGGAAAAACAUCAACUCCUCAAGUUAGAAAUAGGAAUGAUUUGUAAAAUCCACAGCUAUAUCCUGAUGCUGGAUGGUAUUAAUCUUGUGUAGUCCUAAACUGGUUAGUGUGAAGUAGUUCUGCCACCUCUGACGCACCACUGCCAAUGCUGUACAUGCUGCAUUUGCCCCUUGAGCCAGGUGGAUGUUUACCAUGUGUUAUAUAACUUCCUGGCUCCUUCACUGAACAUGCCUAGUCCAACAUUUUUUCCCAAUCAGUCACAUCCUGGGAUCCAGUGUGUAAAUCCAAUAUCGUAUGUCUUGUGCAUAAUUGUUCCAAAGGAUCUUAUUUUGUGAACUAUAUGUAUCAGCAGUGUACAUUACCAUAUAAUGUAAAAAGAUCUACAUGUAAACAAUGCAGCUAACUAUCCAAGUGUUAUACCAACUAAAACCCCCAAAAACCUUGAACAGUGAAAAAAAAAUAAAUGAGUUAAUGCAUGUAAAUAAAAACGUACAUAAGAGUGUAUAUGUUCAAUAAUAAUUUGCUGUCCUCAAUCAUAUCUCAAUGUAUAACAUUUCUAUGUAUUCUUAUCUUACUUCUCCAACUAGACUGUAAAGUUUUUGAGAGCAGGCACUAGGUCCUACUCAGCACUUGGCCUACACUUAGGUUCAGUAACCCUCGUUGAAGGGAUCAGCAUAUUUCUGUGAGGCACAACCAGUGUGUGGCUUCAGCUUCAGCUUUCCAAACAGUCUGUGAUUUCGUUAGUAGAAUUGUGAAAUUUACUCCUAAUAUGUGGAAAGCAUCUUUGCCUGUGGUUUUAUUUUGUUAAUUUCAUUGUGUUCUAACUUAGGCUAAGUUGCCAUGAUGUUUUUGUGCGAAAACUGAUUUUAUUUUUAUUUUUCAUCAUGCAAAAUGUCUUUUGAGAAAGCUGGAGUUAGGACAUUUUUCUAGAGUCACAUUUUAAAAAAUUAAGGUCAGUAAGCAAAGACUCCCAACUCCUUGAGUUAUGCUUGGAAAAAUAAAAUUGCUCCUGGUGCUAAGCUUUGAAAUUACUAAAUCACUCUCAAGUCCCACACAGAUUGUUAAAAUGGAAAACAUCUGAAAAUUAAAUUCUUUAUGUUGCCUUUGGUGCAUCUUCCCCUUUUCUGUAAAAGGUGGAGAUAAAAAGGAUUCCUGAUGAUUUUUUCAUGUUUUUAAUGCAUGUGCAAAAUUCUUAUGUCUAGCUAAUGCUAGCAUUUGAAGCUGUGUUCAAGUUAAUUAUUAAAAAAAUGCAUUGCCUGUUUGAUUUUCAGUUGUGAAGGCAGAGUGGAAUGGAAGCUGUGAGUUUAUUCUGAUUUCCUGUCUGAAUUUAGUGGACAAAUGUGGAAAUGAUAAUAUAAUUAGUAGAAUUUUUACCCUGAAGUUUCCAUAUCUACACACAAUAGCCUUGAAUAUGGAGGAUGGGAAAUGUUUGCGCAAAUAGAUUCACUGAAGCACGUGAUUUGAGUAUAAGCCCUUGUAAAGUUAGGGGACCUGAAUCCCUCAUCCUUUCAGAUCCAGCUGGACCAUUAGCUCCAGAAAUAAAACAAAGUGCUGGGAGAAGGAUUCCUUUGUUGUUAAUAGCUACAUGCUUGCACGAUGUGUGCAUGUGUGUAUUUGGAAGCCUGUCCCUUCAGUGUCUCUCCAGUCAGGAGCAUCUUCUUCAAAGCCUUCAUGCAGACGAUUCCUUUAAAGCCUGCCUCUUGUCUGAAAUAAAACAAUAGCCUGCUAGCAGCCUGGAAGCCCUUGAGGUAAUUGGUGAAUUGAAAUUGGUAUGUAUCUUUUUCAUCUAUGCUUUUAUUUUUACCACAGAUGUACAAAUAAACAAUUGUGUUGGUUUUUUGUUUUUAAAAAUUACAUAUUAUUCUGUCCAUCUUUUUAAAAAUAGUUUUAUUGAGGUAUAAUUGAUAUAUAAAAAUUGCACACAUUUAACAUAUACAAUUUGAUGAGUUUGAACAUAUGCACAUAAUAGAUAAUCAAGGUAAUAGAUAAAUCGACCACCUCCAAAAAUUUCCUUGUGCCUCGUUGUUUUUUGCUUUGUUUCAUUUUGUUUUGUUGUAAGAAUACUUAACAUGAGAUCUAUCUUAACAAAUUUCUAAAUACAGUGUGCCCUUGUUACCUAUAGGCACAAUGUUGUACAGCAAAUCUCUAGAACUUAUUAAUCUUGCAUAACUGAAGCAUUGUACCCAUUGAACAGCGCCUUGUUUCUCCUGCCUCCAAGUCCCUGGCAGCUACCCUUCUACUCUCAGUUUCUAUGAGUUUAACUAUUUUAUAUACCACAUAUAAGUGGAAUCAUGCAGUAUUUGUCCUUCUAUGGCUAGCUUAUUUCACUUAGCAUAAUUUCCUCCAGAUUCAUCCAUCUUGUCUCAUAUGGCAAGAUUUUCUUCUUUUCAAAGGCCGAAUAAUAUCCCAUUGUGUAUAUACACCACAUUUUCUUUACCCAUUUAUCUGUUGAUAGACACUUAGGUUGUUUCCGUAUCUUGGCUACUCUGAAUAGUGCUGCAGUGAACACUGGAGUGCAGAUAUCUCUUCAAGAUCCUGAUUUCCAUUCUUUUGGAUGUACAUUCAAAAGCGGGAUGGCUGAAUCACAUGAUGGUUCUAUUUUUCAGUUUUAGAGGAACCACCACACUUUUUUUUAUAGUGGCUGCAUCGUUUUGCCUUCUCAGCAAGAGGGUACAAGGGUUCCAGUUUCUCCACAUCUUCAUCAACAUUUAUCUUUUGCUUUUAUUUUUUAUAAUUGUGAUGGUUAAUACUUAGCGUCAACUUGAUUGGAUUGAAGCAUGCAAAGUAUUGAUCCUGAGUGUGUCUGUGAGGGUGUUGCCAAAGGAGAUUAACAUUUGACUCCGUGGGCUAGGAAAGGCAGACCCAUCCUUAAUCUGGGUGGGCACUGUCUAAUUAGCUGCCAGAAUGACCAGAAUAAAAGCAGGUAGAAGAAUGUGGAGAGAUGAGACUGGCUUAGCCUCCCAGCCUGUAUCUUUGUCCCAUGCUGGAUGCUUUCUGCCCUGGUACAUCAGACUCCAGGUUCUUCAGCUUUGGAACUCUGACUGGCUUCCUUGUUGCUCAGCUUGCAGAGGACCUAUUGUGGGACCUUGUGAUCACGUGAGUAAUACUCCUUAAUAACCCCUCCCCUUUUUAUAUCCAUCUAUCCUAUUCUGUCCCUCUAGAGAACCCUGACUAAUAAAGUAAUAUCCAUCUUAAUAGUGUGAAAUAAUAUCUCAUUACGGUUUUGAUUUGCAUUUCCCUGAAGAUUAGUUAGAUCAAGCAUUUUUUAUAUACCUUUUGGCUAUUUUUAUAUCUUAAAGAAAUGUCUGUUGAAUUUUUUUGCCCAUUUAAAAAUGUCUAUUGAAAUUUUGCCCAUUUUUUUAAUUGAGUUGCAGGAGUUCCUUGUAUGUUUGGGAUAUUAAUCCCUUAUCAGAAAUAUGAUUUGCAAAUAUUUUUCCCUGUUCUAUGGGUUACCUUUUAAUCUGUUGAGUGUUUUGUUUACUGUGCAGAAGAUUUUUAGUCUGAUGUAGUUUUACUUGUCUAAUUUUGCUUUUGUUACUUCUGGCGUUUUUUUUUUUUUUUUUGGAAUUUUCCUCCUCAGUGAUUCUUGUUCUAAUGUUACUUAUAUUUUUGGUAUUAUAUCCAGCAAAUCAUUGCUAAGCCUAAUGUCAUAAAGCUUUUCCCCUACGUUUUCUUCUACAAGUUUCAUAGUUUCAUGUGUAACACUUAAGUUUUUAAUCUAUUUUGAGGUGAUUUUUGUAUAUUGUGUAAGCUAAGGGCCCAGUUUCAUUCUUCUGCAUGUGAAUAUUCAGUUUUGCCAAACACCAUCAGUUGAAGAACUGUCUCUUCCCCAUUGCGUAUUUCUGUAACCCUUGUCAAAGAUCAGUUGACUGUACAUGCCUGGGUUUAUUUCUGGGCUCUUUAUUCUGUUCCAUUGGUCUCUAUCUCUGUUUUUAUGUCAGUAUCACACUGUUUUGAUUAAUAUAGCUUUGUAUUAUAUUUUGAAAUCAGGAGGUGUUGUGUCUCCAGUUUUCUUCUUUUUUUUUAAGAUUGUUUUGGCCAUUUCGAAUCUUUUGUGGUUUCAUAUGAAUUUUAUGAUUUUUUUCUAGGUGUAAAAGGAAUUUACCUAAACACAAUAAAUGCCAUAUGAGGGGACUUUUAAAAAUUGUGGAAAAAUUAAAUUAAAAAAUAAAAAUAAAAAAUAUAUACUUUAUUUCUCAACAUAAACUCCAUGAAGUCCAAGAUACUUUUGUAAAUGAUAAUAUCAGCUAAUUAGUCUGUCCCUAAAGACCUGGAAAUACUGGCAGUUUAGCCAUGUCAAUGCAGUCUUUUUAACAUUAUUAGCUGAAGAAAAAUGGGUUCUCUUUAAAGACUUUUUAAGGUUAGGGGAAAAAAAGAAGUCAGAAGGAGCCAAAUUUGGAGACUGUACGAUGGAUGUAUAAUGAUUUCCCAUCAAAAGUCUUGCAAAAUGGCCUUUGUUCAAUUAAAGGAAUGAGCAGCAGCAUUGUCCUGGUGGAGGUGGACUCUGGCAAAGCUUUCCUGCGUGUUUUUCUGCUAAAGCUUUGGCUAACUUUCUUAAAACACUCUCAUAGUAAGCAAAUCUUAUCGUUCUUUGGUCCUCCAGAAAGUUAACAAGCAAAAUUCCUUGAACAUCCGAAACAAGUUUGCCAUGAUCUUUGCUCUUGACUGGUCUGCUUUUGCUUUGGCUGGACAACUUGCACCUUUUGGUAGUCAUUGCUUUGAUUGUUCCUUGUCUUUAGGGGCAUACUGGUAAAGCAGUGUUUUAUCUUCUGUUGUAAUUAUUUGAAGAAAUCCUUCAGGAUCUUGAUCCUCCUUGUUUAAAAUUUCCAUUGAAAACUCUGUUCUUGGCCGGGCGCGGUGGCUCACGCCUGUAAUCCCAGCACUUUGGGAGGCCGAGGCGGGUGGAUCACGAGGUCAGGAGAUCGAGACCAUCCUGGCUAACACGGUGAAACCCCGUCUCUACUAAAAAUACAAAAAAUUAGCCGGGCGUGGUAGCGGGCGCCUGUAGUCCCAGCUACUCGGGAGGCUGAGGCAGGAGAAUGGCGUGAACCCGGGAGGCGGAGCUUGCAGUGAGCCGAGAUCGCGCCACUGCACUCCAGCCUGGGCGACAGAGCGAGACUCCGUCUCAAAAAAAAAAAAAAAAAAAAAAAAAA